Malassezia globosa CBS 7966 is the source of this 681-nucleotide messenger RNA. RefSeq lists its product as uncharacterized. The coding region runs from base 1 to 681 and encodes 226 amino acids. Lineage: Eukaryota; Fungi; Basidiomycota; Malasseziomycetes; Malasseziales; Malasseziaceae. The record is from RefSeq and is a predicted model, not a curated record. The transcript has a single exon.
AUGACUAGCGUACAAAAAAAGAUUGGAAUUUGGUUUAACAAGACCUCGAAGCGUUCAUCAAGUGACGGAGAACUUUCCGAUGAUAGCUCGAACGGUGUCGGAUCGAUUGCCGGCGACAACGAGCGCGUGUAUACAUCACCAGCCGUCGUUGAGUCUAUCCGGCACGGGAAGAAUGCAACAACAAAUAAGAUCGAGUUCUUCUCCAAAGAUCUUCCUUUCUUUUGGCUCAACAACGCAUCAGACCACCCUGUAGUACUGGACGGCGUGCGAUACCCAACCGCAGAACACUUGUUUCAAGCGCAGAAGUUCAUUGAUCACCGUCCCGAUAUCGCCAACAAGAUCCGCAAAGCGUCAAAUGCCGUUGAAGCGAUUCAUAUUGCUCGUACAUUCUCCCGAGACGUCCGAGCCGACUGGAUCAAGGAUGGCGUCAAUGUGUCGACCAUGCGUAUGGUGCUUUUGACAAAGUUCAUGCAGUACUCUGACUUACGCCUUGCGCUUCUCGAAACAGGAGAUGCUGAAAUUGUUCACGCAAGCCCCAACGAUGCAUUCUGGGGCUCCGCCGCUGCACCGAACUCAGUCGGUCGGGGUCGUAAUAUGUUGGGUCGAACUAUUAUGCAAACCCGAGAGCUACUACGCGUAGCUGCUGGCGUCGGUGCUAACAGCGGCACCCGAACUGUAUAA